GUUACGUAGUUUGUGAACGACUAGAGUUAAGUCUUUUGUUGACGUUCCCUCCGAACGUCAUUCAUUGAAGCGCGCGUUCUCGCUCUUUCUCGACGAUUCAUUCAUUCCGUUUCCGAGUGCGCAGCAAUAAAGACGUUGUUGAAUAAACGCUGUUUUGUGAAGUUAAGCAGAAGUAUUUUAUUUGACACAGAAAUAAAACAUGGUGUCAGAAGCACUCGUGGUGUUCCGGCGUCAUUGAAAAUCGCGGAAGUGUAGUGAGAAAAACUCAUCCCAAGCGACGAAAAGAUCAUUUGCAACAGUAAUUUUGGACAGUUUUGCAGUGAAACGUGUUUUAUCCUGUUGGCAGCCAUAUUUUUUUCGCUCUCGCGUUGGGUUGAGUGUUUUCCGGAAGUGAAAAGUGCAGAAAAAUGGAUGCAGAUCAGUUCGCCCAGUUUAUGGGCAAGUUCCAAGAGAUGAUCGGUUCUCUGAAGGAUCAGCAGGCGAGCGCGCCGGCAGCAGCAGCGGCACGUGGGCCUGCGGCGAAUUCGCCGGCCGGAAAUUCGGCGGCGGCGUCCAUUCCUCUUCCGCCCCCGCUGGAGUUGGAGGGCGAUAUGGAGGAGAAUUACAACUUCUUCGAAGGAAACUGGAAGACCUAUGCUAGUGCGAUUGGCAUGGACGGUUGGCCCGAUGCGCAGAACAAGCAAAAAGCCAGCAUUUUGCUUUCGGUGGUGGGAAAAGACGCUCUGAAAAAAUAUUUCAACUUUGAGCUGACCGCGGCCGAGCGAGACGAUCCAGCAUUAGUGUUGACGGCAAUCAAAGCAAAAGUGGUUCGUGAACGGAACAAGUUUGUGGACUGGUUCGAUUUUUUCUCGCUCAGUCAAGAACCAACGGAGAGCAUUGACAACUACCUGUGUCGACUCAAAUCGCUCGCGAAAGUGUGCAAGUUCAAUGCGUUGGAGGAUGAAAUGGUGAAGUACAAGUUGGCCACCUCGAUCCGUUGGAUGAAGCUCAGGUCGAAGUUGAUCACCACCAAGAACUUGACGGAAGCAAAUGCUAUGGACUUGUGUCGGGCCGAAGAGAUCGCUGAGCGGCAUCCGGUUACUGCGGGUCAGCCGAGCGCGGAAGUGAAUGUAGUGAAGAAGAGCAAAAUGAAGUGCAAGUUCUGCGGUGCCAAGCAUGACUUCACCAAGGGUGCGUGCCCGGCGCUUGGCAAGAAGUGCAACCGGUGCGGUGGAAAGAACCACUUUGAGAAAGUGUGCAAGGCUGACCGAAGAAAGAAGCUGAAGAAGAAGAAGUUCCGAGUGAAGAAAGUGCAAGAAGAAACCAGCUCGGAGAGUGAAUCGACGGAAGACAGUGGUGAUGAAGAAGAGGAGUCUACUGAGAGUGAAAGUGUGUCCAUCGGAAAAAUCGUCGACAAGUCCGGCAGCGGCGGAAAUGUCUCGGCGGAACUGGAGCUGCUCCUGGACCAAAAGUGGCGGCUGGUACAGUGUGAGCUAGACACCGGCGCCAAUACCAGCCUUGUGGGACGAAAUUGGUUGGAAGAGAUGACCGGAAGUAGCAACGUCAACCUACAACCGUCAUCGUACCGGCUGCAAGGAUUCGGCGGAAGCAGCAUUCCGGUGGUAGGCCAGGUGAAAAUUCCGUGUCGCAGAAAAGGCCGUAAGUACAACCUUGUUUUACAAGUCGUUGAUGUCCCACACGGCCCGCUCCUCUCGGCAAACGUGUGCCGUCUCCUGGGUUUCGUUAAAUUCUGCAACACGGUCAACUUUGUUGCGCCUAAAACCGACCAAGAACUCCUGAACAUCUACCGUGUGAAAGCCCAGGACAUUGUCCACCAGCAUGAGGGCGUCUUCCAAGGUAUUGGCAAGUUUGCUGGUGCUGUGUCGUUGGAAGUCCGCCCAGAUGUACCACCGUGCAUCCAACCUCCGCGACGGAUUCCGAUAGCGAUGAGAGGUAAGCUGAAGGACGAGUUGACAAACUUGGAGCGGGAAGGCCUGAUCGUGAAGGAGACUCAGCACACCGACUGGGUCAGCAACAUCGUGCUGGUGAAGAGGAAGGAGCAGAAAUCCGAAUCCAUCCGCAUCUGCCUCGACCCGAUUCCGUUGAACAAAGCGCUGAAACGACCCCAUCUUCAAUUUACCACAAUUGAUGAAAUCCUGCCAGAGCUGGGGAAGGCGAAAGUUUUUUCAACGGCAGAUGCUCGGAAAGGGUACUGGCACGUGGUAUUGGACGACGAAAGCAGCCGGUUGACGACAUUCUGGACACCGUUUGGUCGCUACCGGUGGAUCCGCUUACCCUUCGGAAUCGCUCCAGCCCCAGACAUCUUCCAGAUGAAGCUCCAAGGUGCGAUUCAAGGACUGCGUGGCGUCGAAUGUAUCGCCGAUGAUUUGCUGAUCUACGGAACUGGUGACACGUUGCUGGAAGCGCUGGAGGACCACAAUCGCUGCUUGGAGAGUUUGUUGGUUCGUCUCGAGGAAUGCAACGUGAAACUCAACCUGGAGAAGCUGAAGCUGGUCGAGAAGUCGGUGAAAUUCUAUGGACACGUGCUUACCGACAAAGGAAUACAACCAGACGAGAGCAAAAUCGCGGCAAUCAAGAACUUCCCACAACCCACGGACCGAAAGCAACUGCAAAGAUUCAUCGGAAUGGUGAACUACCUCAGUCGUUUCAUACCCAAUCUAAGCGCAAAUUUUACUGUUCUACGACGACUGAUUUCGGAAAAGGAGCCUUGGAUCUGGUCGGAGCGUGAGGAAGAGGAGUUCAAGCGUGUCAAGCAGUUGGUUGCGGACACGCGCACCCUGCAGUACUACAACGUGAACGAGCCGAUCGUAGUCGAGUGUGACGCUAGCUCUUUCGGUUUGGGCGCAGCAAUCUUCCAGAGUCGAGGAGUCAUCGGAUACGCAUCUCGUACACUCACGGCAACCGAAAAGAACUAUGCGCAAAUCGAGAAGGAGCUGCUCGCUAUUCUUUUCGCGUGUGUACGGUUCGAUCAGCUUAUUGUUGGGAAUCCGAAAACGACGGUCAAAACCGACCACAAGCCGCUAGUCACCGUGUUCAAGAAGCCGUUACUCUCAGCACCCCGCCGUCUUCAACACAUGUUGCUGAAUCUACAGCGCUACCGUCCGUCCAUCGAGUUUGUGACCGGCAAAGAGAACGUGGUGGCAGAUGCAAUUUCCCGAGCGCCGUUUGAUGAACGCCAAGCUGACGACAGAUUCGACAAGCGAGACAUCUACAAGGUCUUCCGGGAGGUCGAGGAGGUGAAGCUCUCCAGUUUCCUGAAAGUCAAAGAUGAGCAGUUGAACGAGAUUAUGGAAGAAUCGGCGGCCGACGCAUCAAUGCAACUUAUUGUGAAGUACACCCUGGAGGGAUGGCCGACAUCCGUGGACAAGGUGCCGGACAGCGCUAAGAUGUUCUUCAAGUACAGGAAUGAACUCAGCACUCAGGAUGGUAUCGUGUACCGCAACGACAGGAUUGUUGUCCCUCACUCGCUUCGACGGAAGUUGACGGAAAAGGUCCAUGUCAGCCACAACGGGAUAGAAGCAACCCUCAAGCUGGCACGAGCAAACCUAUUCUGGCCCGGAAUGAGUGCUCAAAUCAAGGAAGCGGUCGCACAGUGCGGAAUUUGUGCCAAGUUCUGUCCGUCUCAGCAGCAUCCACCGAUGCAGAGCCAUCCGAUACCUGUGUACCCGUUCCAGCUCGUGUCCAUGGACGUGUUCUUCGCGGACUACCAAGGGAAGAGUUGCAGAUUUCUCGUCACCGUCGACCACUUCUCAGACUUCUUUGAAGUGGAUUUGCUGAAGGAUUUGACCCCAAAGUCAACGAUUGCUGUGUGCAAAUCGAAUUUCUCGCGACACGGAAAACCGCAGCGAGUCGUAACGGACAACGGCACCAAUUUUGUCAACCGUGAAUGGCAGCAGUUCGCACGUGAGUGGAGCUUCGAGCACACGACAUCCGCACCGCAUCACCAACAAGCUAACGGGAAGGCGGAGGCAGCGGUCAAAAUUGCGAAGCGGUUGAUGAAGAAGGCGGAUGAAGCUGGAAGUGACUUUUGGUAUGCCUUACUACACUGGAGAAAUGUACCGAACAAGGUGGGCACCAGCCCCGCUGCACGCCUGUUUUCUCGUAACACACGGUGCGGCGUUCCAACCUCUGCCAACAAUCUGAAGCCAAAGUUGGUAUCGGGAGUACCGGAAGCCAUUGAAGAAAGGAGGCAGAAGGCGAAGCAGCAUUACGAUCGGAAAGCAAGAAAGUUGCCUCAGUUGGAAACAGGAUCUCCGGUGCUCGUGCAGCUGAACUCGGAGACAAACAAACGCUGGACACCGGGUACUGUAAGCAGCAAGCUGAACGAUCGGUCGUACGUCGUGGAGGCAAACGGUACGCAAUAUCGACGAGAUUUGGUGAACUUGAAACCACGUAAAGAACCUCAAACGCCAGAAGCCAUUCCUGUUCAAGCAACUGUUCCCAACGUCGAAAUGCCACCAAUCGAAAGAUCCAACAGAGAGUCGUCGUUCAGGUCAGCGCCUGCCGAAGCUUUGCCGGAUCAAGAACUGAGCAACAGUGUUCCAGAUGUAGGUGUACCAGAAGCGACCACGAAGCCGAAAGCAGGUAGAACUCCAAAGGCAGCGAAAACCCCGAAACCAUCGAGAUCACCCAGCGUUCCGGCAGCAGGAGAGAAGUUCAGCCGAACCAAGAGAGAUGUGAAACUACCAGCCCGUUUCAAAGAUUUCUAUCUUGAGUAGCUUUAUUUUUUUUUAUAUAAAACAGAGAGGAUGUUGCGUUACGUAGUUUGUGAACGACUAGAGUUAAGUCUUUUGUUGACGUUCCCUCCGAACGUCAUUCAUUGAAGCGCGCGUUCUCGCUCUUUCUCGACGAUUCAUUCAUUCCGUUUCCGAGUGCGCAGCAAUAAAGACGUUGUUGAAUAAACGCUGUUUUGUGAAGUUAAGCAGAAGUAUUUUAUUUGACACAGA
This is a messenger RNA of Culex pipiens pallens (northern house mosquito), 4946 nucleotides long. RefSeq lists its product as uncharacterized. The transcript has a single exon. The record is from RefSeq and is a predicted model, not a curated record. Gene Ontology annotation, molecular function: nucleic acid binding; aspartic-type endopeptidase activity. NCBI's taxonomy places the organism in Eukaryota, Metazoa, Arthropoda, Insecta, Diptera, Culicidae. Bases 408 to 4718 code for a protein of 1436 amino acids. Gene Ontology annotation, biological process: DNA integration; proteolysis.